GAGGGCCCCGCUUGCUGCGCUCCCUCCCUGCCGGCGCGCGCGGCCACCGGGCCCUCGCGUCCCUUUGUACCUGGCUGCGGUUGUCCAAGGCCAGCUCCGUUGAAGCGCUGCUUUGUUUCCCUGUCGGCACCCAGUGGCACGGUACAACUUCACGGAGCUUUCUACUUUCCUGAAUCUAGCAGUGCUCCAGCAGAGAUCCAGCAGAGCCAACCAGAAGAGGGGGUGUGGAAGAAAGCACUUGAAGAGGACUGAACGUUUGCACUGGUGCAGUGAGCUGCUUUGGUGGGAAAGAAACUUGCUGAGCCAGAAAGAUGCGUGAGUAUACAGAACAGAAGGAAACAUGUGGGACCAUCUGUCUCAAGUACCUGCUCUUCAUCUUCAACUUUUUUUUCUGGCUGGCUGGUGGGGCUGUUAUGGCAGUGGGCAUCUGGACCCUAGCUGAGAAGAGUGACUACAUCAGCCUGCUCUCCUCCAGCACAUAUUCUGCAACUGCUUAUAUUCUGGUGGUGGCUGGAGUGGUUGUCAUGGUCACUGGCAUCCUUGGUUGCUGUGCCACUUUCAAAGAACGUCGGAAUUUGCUAAGAGUGUACUUCAUAUUGUUGCUGUGCAUCUUUCUACUGGAGAUUAUUGCUGGAAUCCUGGCCUAUAUCUACUACCAGCAGCUGAGCAUGGAACUGAAGCAAAAUUUGAAGAACACUAUGACCCAGAAGUAUCGGCAGGAGGGAGAAGAGAGUGUUACCAGCGCAGUAGACAAACUGCAGCAGGAGUUCAAGUGUUGUGGCAGCAACAACUACACAGACUGGGCUGACAGCCUGUGGAUCAAAUCUUCAGAGGCCAGUGGACGGAAAGUCCCAGACAGCUGCUGCAAGACAAUAACCGACUUGUGUGGCCGAAGAGACCAUCCUUCCAACAUCUACAAGGAGAGUGGUUGCAUUACCAAGCUGGAAAACUUCAUUCAAGAGCAUCUAAAAAUCAUCGGGGCAGUGGGGAUCAGCAUUGCUUGUGUGCAGAUCUUUGGGAUGAUUUUCACCUGCUGCCUGUACAAGAGUUUAAAGCCAGAACCAUAUUAAUAGCUGUGGGAACUCUGUUGUUCCUCCUCUGCCACUCCCCUUAGCGCCUGCCAGCCCAACCACUCUCCACCACCGCUACCACAGAAAUGUCUGUAACUUGAGGACUUGGCUCAGUAAUUAAAUUCCUCUCAAACCAUGCACCACCUUACAGGGCCUCGCUGGGGGAAGUCACCUCCUUGUUGUAUACAAGGCAGCCAGGAGUUCAUCAGGUCCUCUUCAUUGUCACAAAACAAAAGACCUGUGGAUCUUCUGCUAGAAGCUUUAAUGAAACAGUCCCUUGAUAUAACUACAAAGCAAGAUUUAUUCGGGGCCCUUUCUUUUGAUGCUUUUCCCAAGCCAACAUGAAGGUAUCAGGAUGCUAUACAAGAACCAUGGUAUAUUCUCUGAGAAGUGUUUUAGCAGCACCAUGUAUUGACUGUGAGGACAGAUGAUGCUUCUGCGCUGAGCUGGAGCCAGGGCUGAGUCUCUCAUAGAUGGAAGAUUUCUCUCCCUCUUCCCAAGUGCGCACUAGUGUCCUAACACUGCUGUUCGCUGCCCGAGAGGAUGCCUGCUUGUUUGCUUGGGGCAGGAGCUACUCUCCCUGUGGAUCAGAAGCACAACUUGGUGAAGCUGAAAUCUUGUCAUGACUCUGAUGUUGCCUCAGGAUUUCUCAGCAAUCCUUCCUCUUCCUUGAAGCUUCCCCCAGUACAGUGCCAUUAGGAGCCACAGGAGGCCUUUGCCACCUAGUGAUUCUGGAGCAAAGAUGAUGGACUACUUUGUAAUUCUUUUGGGUUAGUCUGUUUUAUAGAGUGGCUUCCAGUGUGACUAAGAAAACUUUGUUUCCCCCUGCCCAUACCCUGCUGAGGUUUGGUGAAGAACUGGUCUCUUUUUGAAGCUGGCAUAUCUUGCUACCUUUUGGCCUGCUCAGUUAGACGAAAUACCUUCUCAUAUGUCUUACAUGUUGAGAGAUUCCCUUAGCUAGAUUUUUUCUAAUUAAAACAUCCAGGCUUGUCUCUCUUAGGCAGAAAAUUAAUAUAUACAAAUGAUUUAUCAGCUUCCUAAGAGCUUUUUCAUCAGCUAAGUGUUUUCUGGCUUUAUUGAGAACUGGAAGUCCACUUUACUGGUUACUGGUGAGAAGGUCAGGAGAGUCAAGGAUCAGUGUCUACUAGUUGACCCAGUGUACUUGGUAAAUUGGUAGUGCUGACUGUGUCUGCUGUAGAGGAAUAGGUUUAAUUAAAUAUUUUCUCUGCAUUGGGAUCCUGUAUACUUACAGGGCAUAGACAUCAUUGCUGCUGUGGACUUGAUUGCCAUCGUGAUGCCAACACAAUCUUAGUCUGAAUUCAUAGGAUCUUGUGUGCUUCUUAUCUUAUUCUCACCUUCCUGGUGUACUUGUUACACCCAUGAAGCAGGAAGGGCUGUGGGAUUUUGGUGUUUCUAAGCAGUGAAGAUAAGCCCUUUUAUAAACAAAUAAAUUUAUUAUCUCUCCUGGCCUUUUAGUGGUGCUAGCUGAGCUCUGUCCCUUGACAGCAGACAGUUAACAUAAGCAAAAUCACCCAGACCCCUUGCAGCAUUGGGGUUUUUAGUUCACAGAGCAGAAAUCUUGAACUUGGACUAAAGGGUGACAAGUUAAAAUUCAGAACAGAUUGAUCUGAAAUACCACCAUCAACAUCAGACCCAUUAAAUAAUCUGUAACUAAUGCAGAAAGACAGGUGGAGGAACUGAGGUGUAUCCUAGGUUCCACAGCAGCAGGAAAGGGGAAAGAAAUCUAAAUUAUUGUGUAAUGAUCUAAAGGAGAAAUCUCAACAUUAUUUCUUGUUUUAUAAUCAAGUUUCUGACAAGUAUUGACUACUAACUAAGGGUUUCUUAAGCAUAUUUUCAUAUCUGCCUUUGCCUGGUCCCCUCAAAUAUAUUUUACUGGUUUGGGAGAGGUCAGGAAGCCUGAGAUAUGGUAAGUUGGCUUGUGUCCAUUGAGUUGUUUUAUACUUUUUCUUUGUAUAAUAAUAUUAAUUGCUUUUUUUUUUUCUUAACUCAGUUUAUGUUGCUGGCCAAUAGAAAAAUAAAGCUUACAAUUCUGUA
Molecule: messenger RNA, 3125 nt
Organism: Apus apus (common swift)
Lineage: Eukaryota; Metazoa; Chordata; Aves; Apodiformes; Apodidae
Gene: CD151
Product: CD151 molecule (Raph blood group)
Exons: 9
Coding region: 312-1070 (252 amino acids)
Cellular component (GO): membrane
Source: RefSeq, a predicted model, not a curated record